CGCUCCUCUGCUCCAGCCGUCAGAGCAGCGGGCGCCCAGUCAGCGCAGCCCUCUCCUGACGCUACGGAGAGACGGGAGUCGGUGCCUUUUCGCAAUUUGGUGGAUUUACCCUCGCCAAGAUGAGACUUAUUUUUGUUGUUAUUGUGGCUCUGUUGAAAGACAAUCUAGCGCUUCCAGUGGGAAAAGAAGGGCAGAGGGGAGAUGCGGUUACCCGGUGUUUGGUUGAAGUCCUGUCCAAAGCUCUCUCCAAAACGGACUCCCAACUGGAUCAGGAAUGCAAAGGCAUUUUCCAAGCAGCUGUUAAACGCGACCCAAUGGACAAGAAGAGUGGAGAGGGGAUAGUAACUCAUGGAGAAGUGGUCAAAGAGCCCAUGGCAACAGGAGCAGAUGUCAAAGACAUUGAGGCACUCCUAAAAGCAGUGGAGGAGAAAAAAGAAAAUCCAGAAGACGAGCGCAGCCAGGAGUCUUGGAAUCUGGGUGAUGAGAAGGAGAAGAGACACGAGAACGAAGAGGGAGAAGAGCGGGAGAAGAGGAGCAGCUCGAGGUGUGUAAAAUACCACCAAAUGAAACACAAACGAGGUGAAGAAGAAGAGGAUAACGAGUGCAGUCAAGAGAAUUUGGGUGAAGAAAAGAGAUCAGAGGAAGAAGGCGAAGAGAAAGAGAAGAGGAACUGGAGACCUGGAAGAUACCACCAAAAAAAACAUAAACGAGAUGAAGAACCUUUGGGAGAAGACAGGGAGGAGCCAGAUGAAGAUCGUAGCCAAGAGUCCUGGGAUGUAGACAAAAGGCAUGGGAAUGAGGAUGAGGAGGAGAGAUACAAGCGCAUAUGGAAACCUAAACAUCGUUACCACCACAAAUUAAACCUAAACAAACGUGGUGAUGAACCAUCAGAGGAGGAGGAAGAGGAGGAUGAUCGCAGCCAGGAAUCUUGGGGUCUAGACGAUGAGAGAGACAAGAGGGACCCUAGACCUGGAAGAUACCACCAGAGCAAACAUAAGCCUGAUGAAGAGCCCUCAGAAGAAGCCAGGGGAGAACCAGAUGAAGAACGCAGCCAAGAGUACUGGGACUUUGACACUGGAAGAGAAAAGAGAAAGUGGAGACCCGGCAGAUACAACCCAAGGAGACACAAACGUGAUGAAGAGCUCUCAGAAGAAGUCAGGGAAGAACCAGAUGAAGAACGCAGCCAGGAGUACUGGGACUUUGACACUGGAAGAGAAAAAAGAAAGUGGAGACCCGGCAGAUACAACCCAAGGAGACACAAACGUGAUGAAGAGCUCUCAGAAGAAGUCAGGGAAGAACCAGAUGAAGAACGCAGCCAGGAGUACUGGGACUUUGACACUGGAAGAGAAAAAAGAAAGUGGAGACCCGGCAGAUACAACCCAAGGAGACACAAACGUGAUGAAGAGCUCUCAGAGGAAGUCAGGGAAGAACCAGAUGAAGAACGCAGCCAGGAGUACUGGGACUUUGACACUGGAAGAGAAAAGAGAAAGUGGAGGCCUGGCAGAUACAACCCAAGGAGACACAAACGUGAUGAAGAGCUCUCAGAGGAAAAGAGAGAAGAAUCGGAUGGGGAGCGCAGUCAGGAGUACUGGGGGCUUGAAAAGAGGCAUGGAAAAGAGGGAGAAAUAGAAAAACAUGCAUGGAAACCAACACACCGCUACCACUAUAAAAAGAAAAUUCACAAGCGUGUUGGAGACUCAUCUGAAGAAGAAGAAGGACAAAGGGACAAUUCAGAGAAAUACGAGGAGGCUGCGAAGGACAGGGAUGAAGCUCUGAGGUAUCUGGCAGAGAAGCGCAAUCCCUGGAUCUACAGAGGCUACUACCAUCCCGCCUGGUAUAAAAGGGAUUCAAAUGGACACUCUGCAACCUCGAGUAAGAUGGAUGAACUGGCCAAGCUGCUGAGCGAUAAAAUAACCCAGCUGGCCAACCUUUCUAAUCAAGGGGAAGCAGACAGGAGCAUACACCCAAGAGCACUCACCCCACAGGAGGAGAAAGAGCUGGAAAACCUAGCAGCAAUGGACUUGGAGCUGCAAAAAAUCGCCACCAAGCUGCAUGACAACAGCGCAUAAGCCAGGAUGGACGUCACUCCAAGGCACUAUCGGCUAUCAGCAGAUAAAAGCUUCAGUCUUACUGUAUGUCUGCCAAGUAAUGUGCUUACAAUGUAACAAAAACAAAAACAGAAGAAAACUCUUCACUCGACUUAUUGCAUCACUGUUUGUGAUUUCUGAUGUUAUGAAAUUUGUUCAGCAUGGGAAUGAUUUUGAUGUUUAUACAUGUGAGAAAAUAAUGAGUCUAAUUGUUCAACAAAUUGUGUUCUGAAGAGUUUGUUCAGUCUGCACUCAAUAAACAAAAUUAUUUCGGGACCAA
Molecule: messenger RNA, 2367 nt
Organism: Monopterus albus (swamp eel)
Lineage: Eukaryota; Metazoa; Chordata; Actinopteri; Synbranchiformes; Synbranchidae
Gene: chgb
Product: chromogranin B
Exons: 7
Coding region: 120-2069 (649 amino acids)
Cellular component (GO): secretory granule
Source: RefSeq, a predicted model, not a curated record